AUGCCUAAGGUUACGAGUUGUAACGCCAGCCUCUGUAACGCGUUGCAACAGUGGGCUCAACUCGCGAGAGAACGCGAGUUACAGGGUAACUGCAGCAGCAGCGACCCAGCAGUCCGCUCCAGCUGCAAGCCUAGCUCAUUCACGUCCUUAAAGAACGCGUUCGUAUGGCGGACAAAUCCAAGCGCGUCAGGAACUCAGCAAUUCCCGAGCGAUCCGCUAAAAGCCGACCCGCUACCAGAGGAAGAGGUGGAGAGGCAACAGUCGGGUGGCGUGGGGCAGAUCUGCACGGAGGGGUGGAAACGCGGCGUGCUGGCGCGACUGACGAGCAGCACGUACGUCCGACAGAUGCUGGCGGACAACCAGACGCGCAUGGAGAACAUCACCGCCGGCAUUGACGCUGUGUGCGCGCGCACGCGGGAGGUGGAGGAGGGGCUGCUGGCGAGCAUUCGAAACGGCAGUGGCGCUGCCACGUCAGCAUGCGGUGACUGGCCUGAAGCGUGCUGGCCCGUGCCGCACAUGCCUUUCGCCAUGCUCUCUGUACGUGCUUUCCCGCACAUGCCUUUCGCCAUGCUCUCUGUACGUGCUUUCCCUCACAUGCCUUUCGCCACUCUCUCUGUAUGCAUCAUGCCUCUAUGCUCUCUGAUGGUUGCUU
Molecule: messenger RNA, 652 nt
Organism: Closterium sp. Naga37s-1
Lineage: Eukaryota; Viridiplantae; Streptophyta; Zygnematophyceae; Desmidiales; Closteriaceae
Source: the annotation of a GenBank genome assembly